Messenger RNA from Cylicostephanus goldi, 836 nucleotides. The record is from the annotation of a GenBank genome assembly. Lineage: Eukaryota; Metazoa; Nematoda; Chromadorea; Rhabditida; Strongylidae.
AUGCUCAAGUCGGACGAGGAUGACAGUGAGCGUGAGGAUGCCGAUGAAACUCGAUCAGUUGCGAGCAAGACAAGUCGAGCAUCUAAACGCUCGCGCAAGGCUUCUCAAGGAAAGAAAGUUAAGCUCAUAGAAGACGAGAAAACAGCCCUCGGAAGAGUAUGUGUAGAUAUCCAACAUUCUCGAUAUGUUAGCGUUCAAGUGAAAUUUUCCGUGUAUAUGACUUACUUCCACUCUAUGGGUAUCAUACGUUAUUUUGUUCCGUUUGCGAUAGCAUUAUCGCUGAACUCGACGCUUAUCGUGGCCAGAAGUUUUUGGCUCACUGAUUGGUCCAACGACAACACCCCCGGUGCAGAUGCGAGCUUAGCUAAACCCUUAGGUGUACGCCUAGGAGUUUACGCUGUUCUUGGAUUCUCAGAAGUCGUUUUCCUAUAUCUGGCUCUGACUACAUUGAUUCUUGGCGGAGUGGCCGCAUCUCUGAAGCUUCACAAACCAUUAUUUCAUAAUGUUCUGCGUAGUCCACUUUCAUACUUCGACGUCACACCACUGGGACGCUUUCUAAAUCGUCUUGGAAAGGUUUAUCUGUUAUUCCCUUUUGACUUCGAUAUCGACGCCGGUUUCAUGUACAGCCGCAUUCAGGACAUGGAGACUGUGGAUCUUCGUCUUUCAUCAAAUUUUAGAUUUCUGGCUAUGGCUUUCAUGAAUGUCCUUCAGAAGAAUAUCCAGCGAGGCAAUGCUUUUCUUCAGACAUGCAUCAUAAUCUCAAUUUCGGUUCCGCUCUUUAUUAUAGUCAUCAUACCUAUCUUCAUAAUAUACAUUUUCAUUUUGGUAAGAUGACG